AUGGUUAAUGUAACAUUCUGCUCAAGGCUCAACAUCAUUGCUCGGUAUUAUAUCUACCUCUUAGGUGAAAAGUACUACACACUAGUCACAAUCCCUGCUGGAGCAAGAAGCAUUAAUGUGUAUGAGAUGAAUGUAUCCAACUCCUAUAUUGCUGUUCGUACUUCCAGUAAAAAGUACCACCUCAAUGGUUAUUGGACUGUUGACUGGCCUGGGAAAUACAAAUUUGCUGGGACACUGUUUGUCUAUCAAAGACCAUAUAACCACCCAGAGACAUUAAGUGCUUCUGGACCUACAAAUGAGAGUAUUAUAAUAGAGGUAAGUGAUAUUGUCAUGGAAUGUUGCUCACUGUAUCAAAGUCAAAUGGUGACAAAAGAAACUUGCUACAAAGAUUUUCAAGUACAAGUCGAUGCUUCUUUAUGUGACCCCAAGAGCCGACCAGCUACUGGAACUAUCCCUUGCAAAAUGCCAGCUUGUUUUCCCAGCUGGUCUGUUGGGAACUGGAGUGGGUGCAGCUUGACUUGUGGAGGAGGAGAGAGGUUUCGGGAUGUUCACUGCAUGCAGAGAAUUCAAUACGAACCAGAAAGGGUAUCAGACUCCCUUUGUCAAAUCCCUGCCCCAGUCACCAGGGAGCUAUGUAACACUCAAAGAUGUCCACCAACGUGGAGCACCGGGCCAUGGUCUGAGUGCUCUCGAACUUGUGGUAAAGGCUGGAGGAAAAGAACCAUUCUGUGCAAAAGCUUCUCUUCCUCUCGCUGGAAUCAAAUUCUACCCGACGUUGCUUGUGCCGCAGAACUGAAACCAAAGAUGCAAGAAACUUGCCUCCUGAAACGAUGCUAUAAAAAUAAGAAACUUCAGUGGUUUGUGUCCACAUGGACAGAGGUGAGAAAACUUUUUUAGAAAAAAAAAUACAAAUAUACAAUCUCUUCCAUUCAUGAGAACAUAACUAUGGAGUCC
Molecule: messenger RNA, 954 nt
Organism: Ahaetulla prasina
Lineage: Eukaryota; Metazoa; Chordata; Lepidosauria; Squamata; Colubridae
Product: A disintegrin and metalloproteinase with thrombospondin motifs 16-like
Exons: 5
Coding region: 1-897 (298 amino acids)
Biological process (GO): extracellular matrix organization
Cellular component (GO): extracellular matrix
Molecular function (GO): metalloendopeptidase activity
Source: RefSeq, a predicted model, not a curated record